AUGUCAGACGUUAGUCCCGUGCAGAUGCUGAAGGAACCAUCCGAGAAUGGACCACCCGAGCGCAACCUGCAGCAAGCUCUUGGCCCGUCAGAUGGCUUGGCUUGCAACUCGUGCCGAAAAGCGAAACUUCGCUGUUCAAGAGACAAGCCGGAUUGUUUGUACUGCAAGAGGACAGGUGUCAAAUGCGUUUAUGAGUCCAAGCGUGUCAAGCCAGGGCUGAAACCCGGAGCUGUAGAGACUAUACAUAGACGACUUGAUAAUCUAGAGCGGCGCUUUAGCGAGCACCAGUCUAGUUUUGAGCAAUGUGGUCAUUACAGCACGCCGCAAGGCGAGUCAGCAGCUCAGAGCAUAUUGGCUCUUCUAGCCAAAGAACUACCAAGAUUGACCAAUGGUUCAUCAAUUCAAAAUCCUGCCAUCCCAGCACAGCACGAGAAAAGGAAUAAGCGAAGACGGCUAGCAGAUGACGACGACGACGACGACGAGAGUACCGCUACAUCUAGUGUGGAUGGAACGCCUUCUCUACCAGAGCCUCAAACGCUUGGAGCAAUCAUAGCAGCGUACUUCUCUCAUAUUCAUCCCUGGAUCCCUAUGAUACAUCAAGCAAGAUUUCUACAACGUUUCCACGCUGGAACCCAGCGCAGACAACUCCUGGUCAUUCUUCACGCUAUGAUCUUAGCCGCUUCUAAAUUUGUGCCUGGUGCACGAAAGGAGAAUAUGCAACAAGCGCGUAUGUAUAUUGUAUGCACAGCCAUGGAGACUUUAUCACUCGAGAAUCUCCAAGCACUGACGAUACUCGCUUUCGAUGAUAUUGGGAACGGAAAGGCAGCGAACGCAUGGUCUAUCAUCGGUUCCAUGACACGUACCGUUGAGUACAUGGGCUUAGCACAGGAGCAGGAGGACGGUGAGCUUCGCCCCUUUUUCCAACCAUUCGCAUGUCUACAAAACACCAAUGACUGGACGGAUAUCGAAGAAAGGCGAAGAGUCUUCUGGAAUAUUUUCCUCCUGGAUCGUUUCUGCUCAGUAACGAUGGGAUGGAACACGAGUCUGACCUCAGAUGACGUGUACCGUAGGCUGCCCUGCGACGGACACUUGUGGCGAAAGCAGAAUCCUGUCUUGACGCCUUACUUUGGUAUUUGGGACAAGUCAAAAGGGCGUAUCGGUAAUCCAAUUGGCUUCAUCACACGAUUAACUUCUCCCAUCGAGCAGCCGACUGCCACCGAGACUGCGACGCAUGGCCCAGUAGGGCCAACCCAAUCGAUAGACAUGGGACAAAACAUGGUAGCAGACAUGUCGACUGUCGGCGCUCUUGCGUACAACAUCGAAGCAACGGAGUCCAUGAGCCGCGUGAUGAGCUAUUUUCUCCAGCAGAAAGUCAAUAUCCGCGACCAGGACGAGAUUAGUUCUUGGCUCACUCGUUUCAAAGAGCUAGAUCUUCGGCUAGUACAUUGGAAGAUGUUGCUACCUCAGAAAUGGAAGGCCAAUCCUAACUUGACCCGACACGUUCCGUUGAUGGACCCAAACCUCACCACCGCUCAUAUUACACACAAUGCAUCCAUGAUACUACUACAUCAGCUCAUCGCUUAUCCACCCUUGCAUUGGGGCUUUCAAAGCCGAUUACCAAGCACAUGCAGCGCAGAGGCUUGCUACACCGCCGGAAUCGAGAUAGCAACGAUCACGGAAAAGUACCUCGGAAAAUCAUCUGCCCUGUCACCUGUUGGGUGCCAAUUCGCAUUCUGCUUGUUCAUAGCGGCCCGAGUACUCUUAGCUCAUUGGCGAUACACGCGUGGAAACCAUUUGGCGUCCGAGUUCUGGUCCCUUCUGCAUAGCCUGGAAGAAGCGUCAAGACGUUGGAUUGCCCUUUCCGAAGUACCACCAGGGAAGGAGGACCUUUUCAUCCAGUACGCUCGUCGGCUACGGAGGCUCUAUGAACUGUGUUCAACGGACGACUCUUACCAACUGAAUGUCAUGGACUAUACCAAUGAUAUGAACCAUCGCGAUGGUAAUAUUGAGCCAUCGCAGUCUUUUCAAGCAUGGCCGAAUAACGCGGCGACUGUUCCAUUAUCCGAUGUAGAUUUGCCCUUACUGAGCCCUGACUUCAAUACUAUGCCGAUGCUCGAUCAGGAUUUCAUGGACAUGGACCGCAUCAUUGCUUUUGACGAUGGUAGUAUGUUUACGUCGUCAUUUGAUCUUGGGCCGAAUGCAUGGUAA
Alternaria atra is the source of this 2208-nucleotide messenger RNA. RefSeq lists its product as uncharacterized. Lineage: Eukaryota; Fungi; Ascomycota; Dothideomycetes; Pleosporales; Pleosporaceae. The record is from RefSeq and is a predicted model, not a curated record. Gene Ontology annotation, biological process: regulation of DNA-templated transcription; DNA-templated transcription. Gene Ontology annotation, cellular component: nucleus. The transcript is spliced from 4 exons. The coding region runs from base 1 to 2208 and encodes 735 amino acids. Gene Ontology annotation, molecular function: DNA-binding transcription factor activity, RNA polymerase II-specific; DNA binding; zinc ion binding.